AGUCAGUGUGCAAUAAAGAAGAAGGAAGUUCCUAAUUAAGUGCCCGGUUGGCGAAACUCUUGCACUUUUUUCUGUCCCAUUUACCGUAAACCUCAAGGAAAUGUCGGUGACCCGAAACAACUUUUAAAACUUUGUAUAACUUUAGUCUACACGUUAUCCACAGUCAUGGAUGCACCGCGAGACUCUUCGCCUGCUAUGGCUUUCGAAAAGGACGCGUUGCAGCUCACAGUUGAAGAUGUUUAUGACAUUUCUUACGUGAUCGGGAGAGAUUUGUUAAAAAUUAGCAAGGCCGGUGCACAGGUUUCUGACCUACAAUUCCGAAUUGUCCGCGUUUUGGAGAUGUUUGAGGUGCUGGUCAACAAGUACAACCUGUCUGUGGAGGAGUUGAAAAUGGAAAGAGACAACCUGAAACGAGAACUGGACCGGGUGGUGGGGGAAAAAUCCGCUGAACAGGGCUCAACUCUGGGACCUGACAAGAUGGUGGUGGACCUGAAGGACCCCAACCGCCCUCGCUUCACCAUGCAGGAACUCAAAGAGGUGCUGCAGGAGAGGAACCAACUUAAGGCCCAUCUGCUCAUCGCUCAGGAGGAACUACAGCUAUACAAGAGUGGUCUUCUCACCGGCCCUCACCAGUCAUCAGAGUCCGCCAUGGUGGAGGUGGAGCUGGAGCCUGCCAUCAUCCCCGUCAUCUCCCCACAGAUCACCACCAUCACAGAGGAGGACGAGAGCAAGGACGAGCCCAAGGACGAGUUUAAAGAAGAGAAGACCACCAUCCGAAAACUGUUUUCAUUCCGCCGGAAAUAGGAGAGACCCUACGACCAGCCUAACCGGACCAAGAUUUUUUUUUUUAUACACAGGUUAUAUUUUUUACAUGGAUGACUGUCAGUAAUUUAACAGUAUUUUUUAAUUCCAGUUUCAUCAACUGUCAGUGCAGGGUAACUCUAUAUACCCAUAUCAUAAUAUGUUUGAGAUGCUGGUGGCACAGUGUCUUAUGGGUAAUGACUAAAUGCAGUGAAAGACAAUGAGAGAGAGAGAUAUAUAUAUAUAUAUAUAUAUGCCGUACCAGGCAAAGGUUUGGGCACCCCUAGUCAACAUUUCUGUAACGGUGAAUAGCCGACAGAGUAAAAGAUGACUUUAUUUCCAAAAGGCAUAGAGUUAAAGAUAACACAUGUCUUCAAUAUUUUAAGCAAGAUUACUUUUUUAACUUCUUUCUUUUACAGUUUCAAAAUAAUAAAAAAGGAAAAGGGCCCUAACCAAAAGCAUACGGUCAGUACUGAGUACCCAGCAUCACAGCUUGGAAACGCUUUUAGUAGCCGGCUAUCAGUCUUUCAGUUCUUGUUUGGGUGAUUUGCACACACUCUUAAGCCCAAUUUAUGGUCGUCCGUUUACGGAGACACAGAGAGCCCUCUCCGUCGUGGCAAACCCUCUCCGUGGCCUGACGUGCACCUCCCAAAU
Molecule: messenger RNA, 1455 nt
Organism: Clupea harengus (Atlantic herring)
Lineage: Eukaryota; Metazoa; Chordata; Actinopteri; Clupeiformes; Clupeidae
Gene: rilpl2
Product: Rab interacting lysosomal protein-like 2
Biological process (GO): cilium assembly
Cellular component (GO): cytoplasm; ciliary basal body
Molecular function (GO): protein dimerization activity; small GTPase binding; dynein light intermediate chain binding
Source: RefSeq, a predicted model, not a curated record